AUGUGGAUUACUAACUGUUUGUUGCUCUUGGCAUGUGUAUUUUAUACGGUACAUGGUAGUUACAUUGAAACCAUCAACGUUGAACUACUCGUAGAAAAUGGAGGCGAGAUCAGUACACGAUUGCAGAGAGAGGAUAUGGCCACUUAUGUCGACUACAGCACCAAAGCAGUCAUUUUCAUCACGAAGAGACCGGACUCCCAAAACUUUUAUAAUCUCGAGGGUCAUCUACAGAUUGGAAUGAGGUUGGUUCAUAUCGAACCCAACUCUGGCGGAAGUCAACACGUCAUAGUCAGACAGGAAACACUGCGUUACAAACCUCAGGACUAUACUGGGCACAGACAAAAGAGAUCGUUGAGAGUUUUUACCAUUGAAGUAGGUUUCGUUGCAGACUACCAAAACUACCUAAGUUUUCUUAAUCGGAGCAAUGAGGAUGUAGAGAUAGCCGAGACGGAGAUGAAGCAUUAUUUCGCUUUCAUUGCUGAGAAGCUGAAGGUUCGAUACCACCAUAUCAACGAAGUAGAUGGCACCAUAGCCGUAGAUGUCGUUACUGCCGGUCUGACAAUAGUCGAGGAACGUGAGCUAAGUACGUUCAGCGAGAACUACGUUGUUAGUAGAACAGUGGAGGCCAGGACUAUGUUGAACGCUUCGCAGUACUGGUUUCUGAACCCUCCCAAUGGAACAAUACUACCACCUGCAGACCACUACAUGUUCUUUACCGGAUACAACCUUGUCCACGCUGAAAAUCUGGGAAAUGCUGGCCUGGCAUACAAAGCAGCCACUUGUGUGGAGAGUCAAUACUCCAAUCUGGUGAAGAGCACCUCAGUUGUAGAAGAUCAUCGCGAUGGCGAAACUGGAGUAACAGCUUCUCAUGAACUUGGUCAUGCUUUGAACAUGAGUCAUGACACUGCCGUUGGUUGUAAAGAUUCGGACUCCUACAUCAUGGCAGGAACGGCAGUGCUGAUUCUAGAUUCCAGUAAAGCCCAGAGACCAUGGCAGUUCUCGACCUGUUCUGUCAGAGAUAUGAAAACCUUUAUUCUUGGUGAUGGUGGAAAAUGUUUUGGUGAUAAUCGAUAUGGCACUGGAGUAGUUACCUCCUCGGAGCGACCAGGGCAGUAUUUCAACCUAGACGAACAAUGUGCUAUGAAGUAUAAUGAAUCCUUCACAUUUUGCUCCUUCCCUUACACAUCGGAUAAAGAUCAAUUGUGCUAUAUAUUAUACUGCUUCGAUGGGAAAUCUAAUUGCUUGAGUGCCAGAGUCAUGGAAUACACGACAUGUGACGUAAAUAAAUGGUGUCACAGAGGACUAUGCAUCAAGGCAAACAAUACAGCACCAGAAUUUGUCAACUUGCCAACCGGAAGUGUCAAUUUAGCACCAACCGCUCAAGGUGUCAUCUUGAAGGUCCAGACGUUUGAUCCCGAUGAAGGCGAUGUCAUGGUUUUCCAUACCACUUGGGAUCCACCUUCUAUAGCGGACAUUGUGGCAUUUGACGCUACCAAAAAGGAAGCGUCUGUUCAGCCUGGAAAAAGUUUAGCGUCCGUAAAAAACUUCAGCUUGAUCAUGUCAGUUGAUGACGGUUUACUGAUCACACUUCCGGUCAAUGUGGACUUUGUGGUGACACAGUCAGCUAACAGCCCACCAAGAUUCACCCAAACGAUAUACAUAGGACAAGUUUCUGAGGGCAAAGCUGGAACACUGGUGUACGACCUCAGUAAAAAGGUAGUGGAUACAGAUAGCACCGCCUUCACCUUCUCGUUGGUCCGUCCUCAAUUCCCAAGCACAUACUUCAAUAUAAACGAUACGGGAAUUAUUACGUACGCUCGCGAUUACGACAACCCUAGUGUUUCUACCAAUCAUGGCACUGUCACAGGAACGUUGACCAUCAACUUGGUGAAUACGAACGAAAAGCCAUUUUUUAGGGAAGAUACUUACAACAUACAAGUUAUGAAUGGCCCGAAAGGGUCUAUAGUCGUUCAAGGCCUUAACAAUUUAAUCAUCGAUCCUGACGUUGGCGAUGUAUUGAUGUAUCGUAUUGAAACAAGCGAUUAUUCAUUCUACUUCGCGAUAAACGCGUCCAAUGGUCAGAUAACGUUUGCAGAAGACUACGGCUACGACAAAACCAUCUACCCUCGAAAGGUAAACUUAACCGUAUCGGUGACAGAUGAAGAAGGUCUUAGAGACUCGGCUGUUCUACUUAUCACCAUCACCACGCAAAAUCAGAAGCCUGUCAUCUCUAAUUUACCCGAAGCUGCUUCAGUUGAGGAGAACUCUGCCGAUGGACUGGAAGUGUUCAUCGUCUCAUUCACUGAUGUGAAUUUGGAGGACAACCACACCUUCAGUCUUUUAUCAACCCCAGCUGAAAUGGCAAAUGCCUUCACCAUCGACAAUAAUGGAAUCAUCAGGGUAAAUACAGGAGCUAUCUUGGAUUUCGAAACUUCACCCGUGAAGAUUUACGUUCAGGUGACCGUGACAGACAGCCAAGGAGCAGCGUCUGAUCCAAGGACGCUGACUGUCUCUCUUACAGAUGUCAAUGAAGCACCCCGCUUUAAUCAAACCGCAUACAAUUUCAUCGUGACAGAGGGAAAGGGAGGCCAAGUCCUCAUAGACAGUUUGGUGCCAUUCGUGACCGACCCAGACGCUGGUGAUACGCUUCACUUCAGUAUAAUACAAUCAGUAUACUCCCUUCAUUUUAUGGUGGACAAGAACAACGGCUCCAUCACAUUCAACGGAGACUAUGAUGCCGAUCCUAAACGUCUGCCCAAUACAGUGGACAUGUACGUUGCGGUCCGAGACGACGGCCUGCAGUCACACAGAGCCGACUUCAUUUUCAACAUCACCAACGUCAACCAAGCACCACGAUUCUCCAAUCUACCACGCACGAUCGAGCUACAGACACCCAUAGCCGACGGCAUCGAUAUCUUCACAGUAAAAUUCGUCGAUAAAGAUUCCACAGAUGUUCUGACUCUUGAGGCUGAUCUCCAACAAACAGCUCCUUUUUUCACAUUUAAUGCAACAGCGAAAACACUCAUACUGACCAACAGUGCUGGUAUCACCACUAACAUCACCUUUGUCAUAAAGUUCACAAUCAGUGAUGGGCAGCUCUCUGCUACCGCCAACCUUACCAUCCGAUAUACCAUUCUUCCAGAGGUUACUACCAUAACAACAACGGCCUUUCCACCAACAACAACAAUUCGUCAACUCUUUAUUUUGGAUCUGCCUGCCGCCGUGAUCAUUUCAGAGAAUUUUGGAAAUGAAUCAUUUUAUACGGUUACAACCAACGCGCUUGAUGUUUCCAAACUGAACUUUACCUUUGAGCAGUUUCCAGCGGGACUACCUGAACUGUUCAUGAUCAGCAACGGUGGAGCUGUGUUCGUGAAAAAUGUAGCAGCUUUAGAUUUUGAAACUCUUCCACCGACGGUGUAUCUACUUGUCACUGCAUACGAAGGCACCUUGAAGUCGUCUUCUGAAUACCUCAAUAUAUCUAUAACGAAUGUGAACGAACCAGUGUCCUUUAAUCAAACUACGUAUAGAUUUGCCAUCAAAAAGGCACAGGCUGGACAGACACUUAUUGAAAGCCUUUUACCGUUUCUGAUGGAUGCAGACAACACUGAUACAUACACCUUUGUGCUCAGGAGCGGAAACGAUUCCAAGCACUUCAUUAUCGACGAAUCUACUGGUGCCAUUUCUCUUCUGAACACGUUUGACAUAGACACCGUAUCUACGGUCGUAAGCUUAACCGUAGCAGUUAAGGAUGCCACGUCUAGCUUCGUGCCAGCUGAAGUUCGAUUUACCUUCAAUAAACCACCGAGGUUCAGCAAUCUUCCGACAACGAUAGACGUACCAGAAGUAACAUCCGUGGGUGUGGAAGUCUUUACAGUCUCCGUUACAGAUCCGAAUGUCGGAGAUGUUGUUGCUGUGAUCGAAGACAGACAUACGUCAGUUGGUUUUACAACUUUUGAUGUUAUAUUUGACGCAACCAAGGGGAACACUGUUAGUGUUCAAGGUACAGCUGUACAAGAUGCUAGCCGGAUGAAAGCAACGAUUUACUUCACUGCAACUGACGGUAUCUAUACCAUAGAGAGCAGUCUUAUUAUCAACAUCGUUAAAACAGUGCCAACGUCCACACCAACAUCAGAGAAACCAGUCACUACUGCAUCUGAGUUACCAGUGACUACCAAGGACUCUGGUGUUCCGAAUGGUCAAACACCACAAGGCACUGGGAGCACCUUGUCAACAACUCCUUCAACAACCUCUCCAGCUGAACCACUGUUCAACAGACCAUGGGUAAUAGUGGUUCUGUCAGUGGUAGGGAUCCUCAUCCCGACGUUGAUCAUUUUAGUGGUCUGUAUCAUGUACCGACGAAGCAAACAAGGCGAUAAUAUAUAUUUUACAAAUAGUGAUUAUCUUUAUGAAAAAGAUGUCGAGUAUUAG
Lottia gigantea (owl limpet) is the source of this 4428-nucleotide messenger RNA. RefSeq lists its product as hypothetical. Gene Ontology annotation, biological process: homophilic cell-cell adhesion; proteolysis. Gene Ontology annotation, molecular function: metalloendopeptidase activity; cadherin binding; calcium ion binding. Gene Ontology annotation, cellular component: membrane; catenin complex. Lineage: Eukaryota; Metazoa; Mollusca; Gastropoda; Lottiidae. The record is from RefSeq and is a predicted model, not a curated record. The coding region runs from base 1 to 4428 and encodes 1475 amino acids. The transcript is spliced from 28 exons.